This is a messenger RNA of Leptopilina boulardi, 1384 nucleotides long. RefSeq names its product cyclin-dependent kinases regulatory subunit-like (gene Cks30A). The transcript has 3 exons. The record is from RefSeq and is a predicted model, not a curated record. Gene Ontology annotation, cellular component: SCF ubiquitin ligase complex; cyclin-dependent protein kinase holoenzyme complex. The coding region runs from base 135 to 374 and encodes 79 amino acids. NCBI's taxonomy places the organism in Eukaryota, Metazoa, Arthropoda, Insecta, Hymenoptera, Figitidae. Gene Ontology annotation, molecular function: protein kinase binding; cyclin-dependent protein serine/threonine kinase activator activity; histone binding. Gene Ontology annotation, biological process: regulation of mitotic cell cycle.
AAUACAUUCAAAUUAUAUAUAUAUAGGACACGCCGUCAAGCAAGCUAUUGAGAUUUCUCUUUGAAAACAUUUAAUUUUGUGCUUAUUUUCAUUGCAUUUUUGUUAAUACUGUGCGCAUUAAAAAGUGAAUAAUUAUGGCUGAUAACAUUUACUAUUCGAGCAAAUAUUACGACGAUACGUAUGAGUACAGACAUGUUGCGUUACCAAAAGAACUAGUGAAACUGGUGCCAAGGGGUCAAUUAUUAAGUGAAAAAGAAUGGAGAAACAUUGGGGUACAACAAAGUCAGGGUUGGGUACAUUACAUGACUCAUGAUCCAGAACCUCAUAUUCUUCUAUUCAAAAGGAAAAUUACAUCUCCGCCACCUGAAAAAUAAUAUGUAACAGAAGGAUGAUUUUCUCUCACCAAGUGACGUUUUAAGUUAAGAUAUUAAUCUUAGAAGAACUCAGCUAAAGCAUACGGUAAUGUACAAUAUAUUAUUUUUAUUUCUUCUAUCGACUAUUAUACCACUUUCACAAAAAAAAAAAAGAAAGAAACCACUAAACAAUGAAAUUGAUAAAAUGAAUUUAAGAAAAAUUUGAAUUUUUUAUCUAAAUAAACAAUAUUGUUUAGAUUCUAAUAAAGUGGAAAAUUAAAAAAAAAUGUGUUCCUAAAAAAUAACAAUUUGUUAGCUGAGUUCUUUUAACGUCUUAUUUCGACAUGUCAUUUAUAACAUGUGAAUUGAGAGUCUGUAAAUAUGUUAAUAGAUAAUUUUUUUUUUUUUUUUUUUUGGAUUGUAAUAGCAUUCGAAAGGGAUAAUUAUGAAAAAAAUUUAUGUAGGAAAAAUAUUAAGACAGACGAAAACUUACGAUACUUGUGUCAGACCUUCAAGGUUUCAGUAUUAAACGAUGAUUAUUUUUUCUUGCGUCUUCGCUAUAUAUAUAUAUAUAUGAUAUAAAGUCUGUUAUAUUUUUUUGUCAAGUCGUGUAAAACAUAUGAUCGAUUGCAAUUUGUCUAUUAAUUGCACUCGACACAAGACUUUUAAGCUUAGUUCGAAGAUUUAUAAAUGAUUAAAAAAGAAAAAAGAAAAAAUACGGAAAAUCUAUUUAAUACUAUCAUUGAAAAUAAAAAAAAAAAAAUUAAGUUUCACUAGGUCUGCGUCUAUACUUUUUUUCUCAAUUCUUAUAAAUACGUCAAAUUAGUUUCGCUAACAUAUGAGACUCUUCAUAAAAAAGAAAAGGAAAAAAAAAAAGUAAAUUAUUUUCUAAGCAUCGAAUAUAAAUAUUAUACACACAGUAAAUCAGAUUUCAUCUCAUCAAAUAGAAAUGAUUUCUGUUUUGUUCUAUUUAAAAAUGAUGAUAUGUAUUUUUAAAAGCAUCGUAAAAUAAAUAUGUUCGUUUUUUAUAA